Morus notabilis is the source of this 2344-nucleotide messenger RNA. Its product is annotated as pentatricopeptide repeat-containing protein At4g18520, chloroplastic. The record is from RefSeq and is a predicted model, not a curated record. Gene Ontology annotation, biological process: RNA modification. The transcript has a single exon. NCBI's taxonomy places the organism in Eukaryota, Viridiplantae, Streptophyta, Magnoliopsida, Rosales, Moraceae. The coding region runs from base 271 to 2121 and encodes 616 amino acids. Gene Ontology annotation, cellular component: intracellular membrane-bounded organelle. Gene Ontology annotation, molecular function: protein binding; RNA binding.
ACACUAAACUAAUAUGUAUAGAUCUGUUCGGUUCAGCGAGUUUUGUUUCGGUAUGUUUUCCGCAUUCUGCCAAAGAGAUUGCGCCACGUAAUAUGUCGACCUUUGUUCUAAUUCCGUACAAGGGCAAGACGGUCUUUUCAACCCCGUGUUUGUACCAGUAUCAAAACUCAAAUAUUUAUGUCCACCUAGAGCUUCUGAAGUUAGAUAGUUUAAUUGUUUUCUUCUUUCUGUUUACUUUUUUUCGUAUAAAUUUUUGUUCUGAAACGGGCAAUGCUUUCUCCGACAUUCUUGUCACCUCGUAUAAGUUUCAAUCUUUCUCAGCCACCACCUCUUUUUCCUCUUCAACGAAACAAAUUAACGACAACAACUAACCAUAAACAAGUGAACACAAAAAAUUCUCGUUGCUUUUCUCGCGGAAACAAUCCGUCUUCUUCAGACAAUUUUCCGAGUUUCGAGGAUUUCUCGAACUUCCUAGAAAAUCCAGAUUCUGAAUCGCCAGCUGAUCAGUCAUUUAGCCAAAGCCUCUGUCCUUUUCUGCUUGCGUUUUGGCUCCGGUCGAGUCGAACUCUAAAAGAUGUCAAAAGGGUCCAUGCGAUUGUUCUGAGGCGACUGAGAAACCCGGAUGCUUAUGUAUAUAACAACUUGAUUUGUGUUUAUUUUAGAUUUGAGAAGUUAAAUGAAGCCCGCAAUGUGUUCGACAAAAUGUCUCUUAGAAAUGUUGUUACUUGGACUGCAGUUAUUAAUGGGUACCUGAGCUUUGGUUUUGAUGAUGAAGCGUUGAGCUUGUUUAGUGAUUAUGUCGAAAGCGGGGUUCGGCCUAACGGGAAGAUGUUCGUGUGUGUCUUGAAUCUCUGCAGUAAGAGGAAGGAUUUUGAGCUUGGGAGACAAAUUCAUGCAGGUGUAGUGAAAGGCAGAUGGAGUAACAUGAUUGUGGAAAGUUCCAUUGUGAAAUUCUAUGCAAAAUGCGGAGAUAUGUUGAGCGCUUUUCGUAAAUUUGAUCAGAUGUUGAAGCGGGAUGUAGUUUGUUGGACAACUAUGAUCACUGCUUGUUCCCAACAAGGGAAGGGAAAGGAGGCUUUUUCUCUUUUCUCCCGGAUGUUAAACGAGGGAUUUUCUCCGAAUGAGUUUACAGUUUGUGGUGUCUUAAAGGCUUGCAGUGAAGAGAAGGAACUGAACUUUGGGAGACAACUACAUGGAGCCAUAGUUAAGAAAAUGUACAAGAAUGAUGUUUUCAUAGGAACUUCCCUAGUGGAUAUGUAUGCAAAAUGUGGGGAGAUUUUAGACUCGAGAAAUGUCUUCAACAAAAUGAGGCAUAGAAAUACGGUCACAUGGACAUCUAUUAUAGCAGGAUAUGCUCGGAAGGGGCUCGGUCACGAGGCUUUAAAGCUUUUCCGAGUGAUGAAGAAGCGGAAUAUAUUGACAAAUAACUUAACCAUUGUAAGCAUUCUCAGAGCCUGCGGUUUGAUCAGAGAGUCGCUUAUAGGGAGGGAAGUGCACGCACAGAUAAUCAAGAAUUCUAUAGAAACUAAUCUGUACUUGGGUAGUACACUGGUGUGGUUCUACUGCAGAUGUGAUGAAUACUCCAACGCCACAAAGGCCCUCCUACAAAUGCCUCUUAGAGACGUUUUCUCAUGGACAGCUCUAAUUUCGGGUUGUGCACAUCUGGGUCAUGAAACCGAAGCUCUCGAAUUUUUAAAAGACAUGAUGGAGGAAGGAGUGGAGCCCAACUCUUUUACUUACUCGUCAGCCUUAAAGGCGUGCGCUAGGCUGGAAGCCAUUCUUCACGGGAGAUUGAUUCACUCCUCUGCAAACAAAACUUCUUCGAUGUCCAAUGUGUUUGUGGGCAGUGCGUUGAUUUACAUGUACGCGAAAUGCGGAUACGUGGCUGAGGCACUUCAGGUCUUUGACAGCAUGCCAGAGAGGAAUUUGGUCGCCUGGAAGUCUAUGAUCGUGGGGUAUGCGAGGAACGGGCUAUGCCGAGAGGCUUUGAGGCUCAUGUAUCGAAUGCAAGCAGAAGGUUUUCAGGUCGAUGAUUACAUCCUUACGACGGUUCUUACGGCAUGCGGAGACAUCGAGUUGGAUAUGAACCACUCAUCCGCGUGUAGGUUGCAAUCUAGUUGACAAAUGAUCAGCUUUAGCAGGCCUCCGUUCAGAAUCUUCCUGCUAGGAUGAUCAAUUCUUACAAGAAUUCUUGACAUAUUAUUAUUAACUUUGCAUUGUAAUAUAAGUGUAAAAUUGUUUGUUCUAGUGGUGAAUGGGAAUCCAUGAUAGUCGUUUUUUUUUUCUUUUUCUUAAUUCUUGUUAAUCAAUAGAGAGAGGAAGACAAUUUUCUAGCGUCCAAAAA